Molecule: messenger RNA, 2004 nt
Organism: Penicillium robsamsonii
Lineage: Eukaryota; Fungi; Ascomycota; Eurotiomycetes; Eurotiales; Aspergillaceae
Exons: 2
Coding region: 1-2004 (667 amino acids)
Source: RefSeq, a predicted model, not a curated record
AUGGAGGAACCUACCCAAUACUUUCUCGACGCCCUUGCCGAGGUGUCCUAUGAUGAAGAUCCAUCCAAGGCUCUCUUGGGUCUUGACGAAUGGGAAGUACCCGAGUCAAUUUUCCGCGAUGAUGGUUCCUGCAUGUCCCUCUGGGAACUUGCCCGUACCAAUGGAUAUCGCUUCGAAGGAAAGAACGACCAGUUUGCCGGCUCGACUUUCGACGAGGCCUUUUGUGAACUCGGUGUAGACCCUGUCAUUGGCCCAGCGACUGAGGAUCACCUGGAGCUUGGCCCUGAAUUGCCUGCUCCCAUCGUGGCUGAUGAUGUGACCACACAGAGCACUUGCGCCAACCAGCCUAGCACAGUCUAUCCGCUGGAUACCCUCGUGUCUCUCAAAAACGCCGACCUGGGUCCUCCCCUUGCAGUUGUUCAACUCACUCCCGCCACUGAUGCUCCAGUCACCAACGUUGCCCCGGCCAUCGUUGACCCAGUCAUCAUUGACCCAGACGUCCAAGUCUCUACUGCCACGUCCGGUUUGGCACCUGGUACGGUCAAGGUGAUUACCUUGCCACAAGCCAAAUCGCGCCCUCAACUUGCUAAGCGACCACCCAAACGGAAAGACAAGCGGGCCCCCAAGAAGAAGAAGAAGCAAAAUGACGAGCUACACAAAACACAGAAGAAGGCAAAGGCGCAAAGCACCACACGCAAGACGAAGGGCAAGACAACUCUAGCCCCAAUCACACAACCUCUUCCGAAGAUUGCGCCUGCUCCAAUGACAUCAAUGCCUGCUCCAAUGACUUGUGUCCCUACCCCGAUGAUCCCAGUGUCCGGGGCCACCAACAAGACAGCGGCCCAUCCCACUCAACAGCAGCACCUUCAAAUCCAAGAACGUCUUCGAAGCCAAGAGCAGUAUCUUCGCAUUGAAUGGCAGCACCUUCGGCAACAAAGAUCUCAUCUGAAACGACAGCAGCCCGGGGAUGAACAGCAGCUCCAGAUCCACCGACGACAGUGUCAGAUCCACCACCAGCAGUUUAAAAUGUUUCAACAAAAGAUCGAUCAGCACAAACAGCAAGUCCGUCAAUACCGGUACCAGCAAUACCAGCAACAGCAUCAGCAUCAGCAUGCAAUGCAACAAACCCAGCAAUUCCAAACUGCAACGACUCAGCAAGCUCAACAGCCCGCCCAUCAAAUGCAAGCACCUUAUUCUACUCCUAUCCAAGGGCGCAUGCAAUCUGUCAUGCCACAAACCCAGCAAUUCCAAACUGCAGCGAUCCAGCAAGCUCAGCAGCCCACCCAACAAAUACAAGCAGUUUAUCCCACCCCUACCAAGGAGCACAUGUUGUCUGUGAUGCAACAGACCCAGCAACUUCAAGCUUCAGCAGCUCAGCAGCCCAGCCAGCAAAUGCAAGCAGCUUAUUCCACCCCUCCCAAGCAGCGUGCGCAGUCUGUGAUGCCGCAAACCCAGCAACUUCAAGCCCCAGCAGCUCAGCAAGCUCAUCAGCCCACCCAACAAAUGCAAGCAGUUUAUCCUACCCCUCCCAAGGAGCGCAUGCUGUCUGUGAUGCAACAGACCCAGCAACUUCAAGCUUCAGCAGCUCCGCAGCCCAGCCAGCAAAUGCAAGCAGUUUAUUCCACCCCUCCUAAGCAGCGUGCGCAGUCUGUGAUGCCACAAACCCAGCAAUCUCGGGCAGUUUAUCCUACCCCUACCAAGGAGCGCAUGCAGUCUGUGAUGCAACAAACUCAGCAACUCCAAGCUUCAGCGGCUCAGCGAGUUCAACAGCCCACCCAGCAAAAGGGAGCAGUUUAUUCCACCCCGCCAAAGGAGCGCAUGCAGUCUGUUUCUUCCCUUUCUGCCGCCUCACCCACCAAGAGAACCUUUCAGUUUAUGGAGAACAUUGUGCCUACCGACUUUGUGGCCAACCCAAAAAACCAUCCCCGGUGGGGUCUUAGCCCUAAUGGAGAUCGAACCUACUUGAACGGACACCAGGCGAAAAAGGCAAGAGUCUCAGAGUAA